UGCUGUGUUCAAUGCUCAAUAAACCCUCCUGUUUCAUGCUGGCUGGGAGUCACUCUGGUCUAGAGAACAGGGUUGCAUCGUCCCCUUCGGGGGAAGAGGCCCCAGGGCUCCAGAGCGAGUGGACUCCCUGAGGGGACCCAUGGCGAAAGACAGGUGUGCUAAGGCUCAGAGAGGUGUGGCUCCUGGAGGGAGAGAGAUUGGAUCCCCGGGAAAAGGGCCGUCUCACUGAUAAGGGGCACCCCCCACGGACCGCACGGGGCCAAGAGUGGGCACAACCUGUGAGUCUGUGACAGCCUGGCUCUCACCCUGAUGCACCUUCCACAAGGCUGCAGGGUAUGUUGAUGGUGACCUUUCCCCCCUCUCCACAGAGACACAAACAAGCUGUGAGCUGCAUGACACUUGGCCAGUUUUGCAAAGCCCUCUGUUUACUUUGACCGCAGUAGAUUUCGUCUGCAGAUUAAAGAUAGCGUGUGAUGGACACAGGAAGAGAUGAGAGAUUGUCAACUUCCUGUAACUGGAGCCACCAGCUGAGUUCCUCAUUUGGGGCAUGGUGGAGCUGGGCACCUGGGUCUUGGAGGCAGCCCUGAGUGGCCCUUGCUGCCCCCAUUAUGGUGUCUGCUCUCAUGAUCCUCUUCCUUGGCUGCUGGCUGGCCGGGCAGAGCCGAGAGUUUAGACAGCUCCCUGCGCCUGGACCCUCCAUCUCCGUCAGACCCAGCGGGGUGAUCGCCCUGGGGCAAGUCGUCACCAUCCGCUGUCAGUGUCGGUGCGGGGCCAGGAGGUUAUUUCUGUAUAAAGGUGGAAUGGAAAUCCAGGAGCUGGAUGCUGCUGGGGACGGGGGUGAAUUCACCAUCCCCAGCGCCAGAUGGGAAGACGGAGGGGCCUACAGCUGCCGAUCUCACUCCAGAUCGGAGCCGCCCGACUGGUCGUAUCCCAGUGACACCGUGUGGAUCAUUGUAGCAGACCUCAGGUACCCCAAACCCUCCAUCUCCCUGAGCCCCAGUGGGGAUGUCGCCCUGGGGGGAGCUGUGACCGUCCAGUGUCGGGGUCGGCACCAGAACGUGAGGUUCCUUCUGUACAAAGAUGGAAACCCGAACGCGCUGCAGAACACGGAGCCGGCUGGGAACGUGGCUGAGUUUCCCAUUCACAGCGUGAGCCAGAGACACGCAGGGAGCUACAGCUGCUAUUAUUACAGCCAUUGGAACCCGCCCGUCUGGUCACAUCCCAGUGACCCCGUGGAGCUGGUGGUAGCAGGGGGAACCGCCCCGACACAGCCUGAAGCGGCGCCGAAUCCCACCCGCCCAGGCAGCGCAGGGCCAGGUGGAUCGGCAUCGCCGGCACCUCCCGGUCUGGCCAGCUCCAUUAUCGCUGGGGUGAGCGCGGCAGCCGCCGUCCUCCUCCUCCUCCUCCUCAUGGCCUUCGUCUGCUUCAGAAUAACCCGAGCCAGAAAAGGAGCCGCACCGAGACCGAGCAGCACCAGCCCUAUGGGGGUGUUGAAGACCCCAGCUCAGCAAGACCCCAUCUACGCCUCCAUCGACGAAGGGAAAGAGCCGCAGACCCUGCCCCAGGAGCCCGACCCCGGUGCUGAUGGACUCACCUACGUCGAGCUGGACGGCCAGGUGCUGCAGGCCAAGCGGGGGCGGCUGGCCCCUGCCCCCGCACCCGCCCAGCCCAGCGUGUAUGCCAUGAUCAACGUGAGCCAGGGGACCCCGCAGUGAGAGCCCCCCCCAGGCCCUGCCUCUGGGGUGACAUGGGAAUCGCCACUCACUGGGAGCAGUGCGGGGGCUAGGACACAAAGCAGAGCAGUUCUGAAUCCCCCCUGCAAGGGGUGGGGGGCUGUUUUCCACAGAAUGAGUCUUUCUUGCUGUUCAGCGGUGUGUGGAGGAGGAGUCCCCUCAGCUCCACCAUCCUGGCCCCUGCACAAGAUGCUCCCCCUCCUCCCCCGAGUUCCUGGCCCCUGCAGCCUCUGGACCCACGGAUUGACCUGGAGAGACACGACUGACCCACGUCCAUCCGCCCUGGGUGCUCAGACAUUGGCCAUCUCCCCGUUGCCUCAGUUUCCCUUAACUCCUUCUUAACGAGCCCCCCCGAGCCUGCUAGUCCCCACCUGUGACACUCUGAACCUCGGGGGGGGGGACACUCUGCACCCCCAUGUUCAUCCUUGUUAAAUGAUUGUGUGGUAUCCAAUGCAAAGUUUGUCACGUCGGGUGUCUUCGGAAGGCUCAUGAUGCACUGAGCAUUGUUGUUACAGUGAUGUUAUAGGUUGUAAUUUCAUGUAUAUAGUUAUGAGGCUCAAAAUGUGUCCUCAUUGCUUAAAACAAGCCCUGGCAAAAACUCUCCAGGAGCCGAGGGGCAGUUCACACCUCAUCAGGACAUGUGUGGGACAAACCCAGCACAGCCUCACAGGAACAAAGGACACUGGCGGAGGCAGCAACAAAGGAUGUGUUGGACUCUCCAGUGAGUCACCCCCCUUCCCUUGGUCAGUUUGGGACUGCGAUGAGGUAAUGCUCACCUGACU
Molecule: messenger RNA, 2515 nt
Organism: Chrysemys picta bellii (western painted turtle)
Lineage: Eukaryota; Metazoa; Chordata; Testudines; Emydidae
Source: RefSeq, a predicted model, not a curated record